Molecule: messenger RNA, 813 nt
Organism: Emericellopsis atlantica
Lineage: Eukaryota; Fungi; Ascomycota; Sordariomycetes; Hypocreales; Bionectriaceae
Product: peptidylprolyl isomerase
Exons: 4
Coding region: 126-677 (183 amino acids)
Biological process (GO): protein peptidyl-prolyl isomerization; protein folding
Molecular function (GO): peptidyl-prolyl cis-trans isomerase activity
Source: RefSeq, a predicted model, not a curated record
CCACCAUCAAGAUGAGCGACUCGAAGCCUCUGCAGGAGAAGACUGGCGGCAAGCCCCCGGUGUAAGUUCAGCCCCCCCCUCUGGCGCCGCCUGAGGACCAUGGCCAGCCUUCGUCUUCAAAGGAAAUGUCACUGACAUGCCAUAGCUUCUUCGAGAUCACUUGGGAGGGCCCAGUCAUGCAGGGUGGACAGCCCACUUCUCAGGUCAAGGAGCAGACUGGCACGAUCAAGUUCCACCUGUACGACGCCAUCGUCCCCAAGACCACCGAGAACUUCCGCGCUCUCUGCACCGGCGAGAAGGGCUUCGGCUACCAGGGCUCUUCCUUCCACCGCAUCAUCCCCGACUUCAUGCUCCAGGGUGGUGACUUCACCCGUGGUAACGGCACUGGUGGCAAGUCCAUCUAUGGUGAGAAGUUCGCCGACGAGAACUUCCAGCUCAACCACGUCAAGCCCGGUCUUCUGUCCAUGGCCAACGCCGGCCCCAACACUAACGGCUCCCAAUUCUUCAUCACCACUGUCGUCACCUCAUGGUUGAACGGUCGCCACGUCGUCUUCGGCGAGGUCGACCAGGAGGACGGCUCUAUGGACGUUGUUCAGGCGCUCGAGGCUACUGGUUCCGGCUCCGGUGCCGUCAAGUACGGCAAGCGCCCCACUAUCGUGAAGUCUGGCCUUGCCUAAGGUAGAUGGAGCGUAAUGGAUCGAAGGUUGUUGUCGUCAGGAUAUUGGCAUACCUUCCCUUCCAGAGGAGUCGAGGCAUCGUGUAAUAAAUAUCAGACCGAUAGUCGGAAACACCAAAUCGGGCACCGCAUAUUCC